Messenger RNA from Peniophora sp. CBMAI 1063, 969 nucleotides. The record is from the annotation of a GenBank genome assembly. Lineage: Eukaryota; Fungi; Basidiomycota; Agaricomycetes; Russulales; Peniophoraceae.
AUGGGCGCGAGCAUUUCUGCGAUUGGCAAUAUAUUCGCCGACGAAGAGGUCAUGGUCAAUAUGCUUGGCUUAGACUCCACUGGAAAGACAACUAUUCUAAAUAGAUUCAAGGGACGCUCUGACAUUGUCACCGUGCCAACUAUCGGGUUCAACAUGGAGAUCGUGCCCCACCAACGCCUCAACUUCUGCAUCCGAGACUUCGGCGGCGUAGAGAAGAUUCGGCCACUGUGGCAUUGUUACUUCGGCUCGACCAAGGCCCUCAUCUUCGUCGUAGAUUGCGGCGAUCAUGAGCGCAUAGAGGAGGCUAGGAAGGAGCUACGUGAACAUGUCUUGGUCUACGAGAAUCUGGAGGGGGUACCGGUGCUCGUGUAUGCGAACAAGCAGGACUUGCCGAAAGCGAUGGCUAAGGACGAGGUGAUAGAUAGGCUGGGUAUGCGCGAACUGAAGGGGCAUCGAUGGCAUGUGCAACCCGCAUGCGCGGCUACAGCACUUCUCAAUCGAAUCAUUGGACGCGAAAACGUCCCGGCCGAACCGACAUUCUUGUAUCACCGCAAGCUCGUAAGGUACAUAGACAUACCAUUCGUCGUAUAUGACUUUGGAGGCAGGGGCAGGCUGCGCUCAGUAUGGCACUCCUUCUUCACCUCUACGGCUCAAGGCAUCAUACUCGUCGUUGACUCAUCCGAUCGCGAGCGCAUGACAGAGGGGAAGGACAUGCUACACGACAACCUUCUGGAUGUGCGACGUCGCGAGAUCGGCAAUAUCAAGCGAUGCCCGCUGCUUGUGUUUGCGAACAAGCAGGAUUACCUGCCGAAAGCCUUGUCCUCUGACGAAGUGGUGGAGAAGCUGGGAUUGAGAGAUAUCCAGGGGAUGUGUUGGCACGUACAACCUUGCUCUGCAAUCACAGGCGACGGUCUCUCAGAGGGGCUAGAAUGGCUUGCGCGGAACCGCGCUGGCAUACCUCAACUGUAA